Molecule: messenger RNA, 599 nt
Organism: Ectocarpus siliculosus
Lineage: Eukaryota; Phaeophyceae; Ectocarpales; Ectocarpaceae
Source: the annotation of a GenBank genome assembly
UAUACAAUACCGCUGUAAGAAAAGGAGGGGUCGUCGCUCUACCUUCGGUACAGCAGUAUCGUCUUGGAGUCCCUGUAGAGGCGGCGGAAAAAAUGCGGUGAAUCACGAAAAUGCUGUGUGGCGGCGGUAUGACGGCAAGACGAGACGGGUACCGGCAGUGGUCCGGAGAACGAUCCGCCAGCGGGUGUUCUGGUCGAUUUAUCGGAUCGAAGCAAAAGCAGAGCGUGGCCUGUGGCAUGCCUAUGGGUCGCUGUCUGCCGAACGAUUACGGGGCCAUCGUAAUUGAACAGCACAGCAGCGUGAUUUCGGGCUCUCGGAUCUUUAACGCGUUUUUGCGUAUCUACAGCUGCAGUAGAUCUCCAGAUAGAUUGAUUUCGCCGCGUUUUUCCCGAUUUCGGUUUCAGAAGCUCUACACAAGUACAUCUCCAGAUUCACCGGGAAAAUAUGUGGUGUUUUUUACGCACCAUAGGAAGGAGGGGUCGUCACUCUUCUCUUCUGUAUCUAUCGUCUUGGAGUCUUGGAGUUGAAGGCCGCGGGGGAAAUGUGGCGAAUCAUGAGAAGUUCGUUGAAGUUUUUAUUUCCGACUUCGGAAGCGCGCU